Molecule: messenger RNA, 1227 nt
Organism: Adelges cooleyi (spruce gall adelgid)
Lineage: Eukaryota; Metazoa; Arthropoda; Insecta; Hemiptera; Adelgidae
Gene: EMC3
Product: ER membrane protein complex subunit 3
Exons: 2
Coding region: 246-1001 (251 amino acids)
Biological process (GO): protein folding in endoplasmic reticulum
Cellular component (GO): EMC complex; membrane
Source: RefSeq, a predicted model, not a curated record
AUGGCUACUGUAAAAGUAAGUUGUAGCGUAGUGUUUGUAUGUGUGACAUGUAAAAACUGAAAUUGCCAGUUGUGACUUGUGAUAUAAGUUUUCACUGUUUAAUUAUUGAAUAAAUUAUUAUGGCCAAAGUUUGUAUUUUAAAAUAAUAAAAUGUAUUUUAGGUAUUUUAUAAGAUAAUCCACUAAUUUUUUACGUGGGUGACAUCAUAUUUAUACUUAUACUUUAAUAAAUAAACUUAAAAUAAUAUGGCUGAGCUAGUGCUAGAUAUUAAUAUUCGCGGGUGGGUGUUUUUACCAAUUGUACUCAUAACGUUUCUAGUCGGUGUCAUAAGGCAUUAUGUUUCUCUUUUAAUAACGUCACAAAAAAAAGUGGAACUCACUCAAGUACAGGAUAGUCAAGUACUAAUUAGAUCACGUUUGUUACGUGAAAACGGUCGUUAUAUAUCUAAACAAGGAUUUUACAUGAGAAGACAUUAUUUUAAUAAUGAAGAAAAUGGAUAUUUUAAAACCCAAAAACGUUCUGCCCCUGCUCAAACAGCCAUGCCUGAUCCUAGUAUGAUGACCGAGAUGUUGAAAGGAAAUGUUACCAACGUUUUGCCUAUGGUUGUAAUUGGAGGAUGGAUCAAUUGGAUGUUUUCUGGAUUUGUUACUACUAAAGUACCAUUUCCAUUAACAUUACGUUUUAAGCCUAUGUUACAAAGAGGUAUUGAGUUAGUAUCGUUGGAUGCUGCUUGGGUGUCAUCUGCAUCAUGGUACUUUUUAAAUGUAUUUGGCCUACGUAGUAUUUAUGCCUUAGUAUUAGGUGAAAACAAUGCUGCUGAUCAAUCGCGUUUAAUGCAAGAUCAAAUGUCUGGUGCAGCAAUGUCCAUGCCGAUGGAUCCAAAAGUUGCGUUUAAAGCAGAAUGGGAAGCAUUGGAAAUAAGUUCUCAUAAAUGGGCUCUAGCUGAUCUUGAUAAUGAAGUUUUGAAUGUAUUGUUAAAUAAAAGCACAAAAAAUUGUUAAGACUGUGAAUAUCUAUGUAAUCACAAAAAUUAAUAUACUAGCAUUACAGAAUUAAGGGAUAGAUUUUAGAAUUUCUGAAAUUACGUAUUGUAUUAGAUGUCUUAUUUGUAUGUAAUUUAUUUCUUUGGUGGAUUCAAGUAUAAUAUGAACACUGAUGGUUAUCAUCAAUAUGUUUAUUUAUUGCAUAAUAAAAAUUAAAUAUAUUAAACAUUUUCUUAUUAGAGAA